AUGGAUCAGUAUGAGAAGCUGGAGAAGAUCGGGGAGGGCACCUAUGGCAAGGUGUACAAAGCAAGGGACAAGACAUCCGGCAAGCUGGUGGCGCUCAAGAAGACGCGCUUAGAGGUGUUUGAGUACCUGACGACCGACCUGAAGCGCUACAUGGACCGCAACGGCAAGGGGCCCGCCUACCCGCUGACCACACAGACUGUCAAGGUGCGCGCCUCCCCCACCGCCGGGCGCACCCACGCACCCCUAAUCCCACCCCCUCUCGCCUGUGUCCUGCAUCCGCGCACGUUCUGCCACGCAUAA
Messenger RNA from Monoraphidium neglectum, 300 nucleotides. RefSeq names its product Cyclin-dependent kinase B1-21. The record is from RefSeq and is a predicted model, not a curated record. Gene Ontology annotation, cellular component: cyclin-dependent protein kinase holoenzyme complex; cytoplasm; nucleus. Gene Ontology annotation, molecular function: cyclin-dependent protein serine/threonine kinase activity; cyclin binding; ATP binding. Gene Ontology annotation, biological process: regulation of G2/M transition of mitotic cell cycle; regulation of gene expression; signal transduction. NCBI's taxonomy places the organism in Eukaryota, Viridiplantae, Chlorophyta, Chlorophyceae, Sphaeropleales, Selenastraceae. The transcript has 2 exons. The coding region runs from base 1 to 300 and encodes 99 amino acids.